AUGUCGUACUUUGCCAACAUUAAGGAAUUGCCGCCUGAUCCCUUGUUCGGGUUGAAGGCUCGCUACAACGCCGACUCCCGUCCCAACAAGGUCGACUUGGGCAUUGGUGCCUACCGUGACAACAACGGCAAGCCCUGGAUCUUGCCCGCGGUGAGACAGGCAGAAAAGAAGUUGCAAGAGCUGCCCAACUACGACCACGAAUACCUCGGCAUUACUGGUUACGCCCCUUUUGUCCAGAACGCCGCUAAGGUCAUCCUUGGCGCUGACUCCCCCGCCCUCGCUAACGGCAACGUCGUGUCCCAACAAACUUUGUCGGGGACCGGGGCUUUGCACGUUGCUGGUGUAUUCUUGUACAGAAACUUGACCUCGGGUCCCGGGUCGAAGCGGUUGUACUUGCUGAAACCUACCUGGGCUAACCACCACCAAAUCUUCACCGACAUUGGCUUCCAAGUCGACCUGUAUCCUUACUGGAAGGAAGACAAGACCCUCGAUUUCGACGGGUUCGUUGACACCAUCAAGACCGCCCCCAGAGGGCUGAUCUUUGUCCUCCACGCCUGCGCCCACAACCCCACCGGUUUGGACCCUACUAAGGAACAAUGGCAAGUGUUGUUGACUGCCAUCUUCGACAACGGCCACGUGCCUUUGUUUGACUCGGCCUACCAAGGUUUUGCCCUGGGUUCGCUCGAUCAGGACGCCUACCUGAUUCGUUACGCGGUGGCCAACCAACGUGCAGAACCCAUUGUCAUCUGUCAAUCGUUCGCUAAGAACGCUGGUAUGUACGGUGAACGUGUUGGUUGCGUCCACGUCAUCAGCAAGGACACCAAGAUCACCAAGGCCAUCGCCACCCAACUCAAUAAGAUCGUGCGUUCGGAAGUGUCGCUGGCACCUGCUUACGGCUCUAAGGUCGUCGCCACCAUUUUGACCGACCCUCAAUUGUACGAGCAAUGGAAGCAGGAUCUCGUGACCAUGUCGUCUCGUAUCCACCUGAUGAGAGUCAAGUUGAGAGACAGCUUGAAGGCUUUGGGUACCCCUGGUAACUGGGACCACAUUGUCAACCAAGUGGGUAUGUUCUCGUUCACCGGUUUGUCCGCGGAACAAGUUGCCCGCUUGGAAAAGAACCACGCUGUUUACCUUGUGUCGCUGGGCCGGGCCCUGAUUGCGGGGUUGAACGACGGUAACGUUGAACGGGUGGCUCAAGCCAUCGAUGAAGUCGUGAGACACGUGAAGACUAAGUUAUAA
Molecule: messenger RNA, 1239 nt
Organism: Diutina rugosa
Lineage: Eukaryota; Fungi; Ascomycota; Pichiomycetes; Serinales; Debaryomycetaceae
Gene: AAT21
Product: aspartate transaminase
Exons: 1
Coding region: 1-1239 (412 amino acids)
Biological process (GO): L-aspartate biosynthetic process
Cellular component (GO): cytosol
Molecular function (GO): pyridoxal phosphate binding; L-aspartate:2-oxoglutarate transaminase activity
Source: RefSeq, a predicted model, not a curated record